Messenger RNA from Medioppia subpectinata, 396 nucleotides. The record is from the annotation of a GenBank genome assembly. NCBI's taxonomy places the organism in Eukaryota, Metazoa, Arthropoda, Arachnida, Sarcoptiformes, Oppiidae.
AUGUUUCGCCUCAAUUGCAAUGAACUCGUGUCCAUUCAGUACAUACCGACCCUUCCGAUGGUCCUCACGGAAAUGGGACAAUUGGGCACAUUUUUGAUAGCUAUCAGCGGUAUUGUGACGAUAAUAAUCGGUUUGAUAUUCAUCGAGGGGUCGGUCCGACUGUACCGAAACUGGCCGUUAAAGUCCUACUGUAUAGCAGUGGCCACUAUCGCAGUCUUCCCGAUAGUAAUUCCCAACAAAACAAUGCCUUCAUUGACUAAACUUAACGGUUGGUAUAGAGUGGCGGUUGUGGUGUUCACGUCGUGGGCUCUCGGCAUCAUAUAUGACUUUUAUAUACUAUUCGCAACUAUUAAUGGCCCUUCUGACGCUAUCACCGGUGACGAUAUGUCAUCCUGA